Molecule: messenger RNA, 2979 nt
Organism: Scatophagus argus
Lineage: Eukaryota; Metazoa; Chordata; Actinopteri; Scatophagidae
Gene: tepsin
Product: TEPSIN adaptor related protein complex 4 accessory protein
Exons: 13
Coding region: 82-1932 (616 amino acids)
Cellular component (GO): trans-Golgi network membrane
Source: RefSeq, a predicted model, not a curated record
GCCAGCUGUCACCUCGAGCCCCGCCUUCCCUUCGUACCUCUAGGAGGAAGAUGAGUAACCCGCAGCCAGGAUUGCUAAAUCAUGGCAACAUUUAUGGAACGAUUAGCUUUUCUUCAGAAAGUACCGACUCUGAUGAAGGCUACUGCAGAUGAUGAAAACCCCUGUCCGGGCUAUCUUUUCCAAGAGAUUGGAAAAAUCUCCCAUGAAUCUUCAGGUUGUGGUCAGUGUUUGUUGGAGUACCUUCUGGAGAGGCUGCAGGUGGAGUCCUGCCAUGUCAAACUCAAAGUACUGAAGAUCUUUGUCCACCUUUGUGGUCAUGGUUCAAACCACUUCCUCACAGAACUUCGAAGGAACUCCACCUUCAUCCAGCAAGCGUCAGUUUAUAGCGGCCCUCCUGAUCCAAUUCAUGGCACAGCAUUGUACCAGAAAGUGAGAAAUACAGCGCAGGAAGUAGCCAAGUUGCUUUUCACAGACACAAUUUCCACCAAAAGCGGUAUCACCCCGCUCAACCUGGUCCCCCCAACAAUGGGUAUGGGCUCAGGAACUUCCCAUAGGUCAGGAAUGCAGGGCUUUGGAUACAGUCCAGGGAAGCAGGGGGCAGCAGGUAGUGACUCAUUGCUGGAUAAGAUCCAGAAAGCUGCGGAGGUAGUGGCCAGUGCUGUCCUUCCUCCAACUGAACACCAGGGCAUCCGUCUCCAUGAAAACCAUUACCGGGCUGUAGUUGCACCAUCUGUGCCCAUAGAGGUGGCUGUGCCUGCCUGUGCCUAUAACCUGCCUGCUCACAGACCAAAAGCACUGACCCGGUGGUGCCCAGGGCAGGUAGGAGGGGGCUGGGAAGAGACUGACAGUGGCAACAGCUCCUCUCACAACUCCUCUCAGGAUAUCGCUGCCAACAGCAGGGCCUCUGUGGGCAGCAAGUCAGCUGGCACUGGGAGCCAAUCGGGGGCCAGCAGAGAGAGCAGUGCGGACCUAUCAGAACGGGUGGAAGCCUUGCAGCUGGGGGACUGUGUCCAGGAGAUGGCGCUGAUCAGCAGAUUGACUGAAGGAUCCAGAGUUUUCCUGUCCAGAGAGGAGAGCCAGCGCUUCAUUAAAGAGUGCUCCAUUCUUAACUGUGAGGUCGUGCUAGAGUUGCUGUCAUGCAAGCUUCAAGAUCCCUCAAGCACUGCUAAAAUGCGGGCACUGUGUGCUGUGUCAUGCCUCCUGACCUCUGACCUCCUCUCUCUGGAGCAAAUGUUUGGAGCCACUCAACGAAGACUCCGCCAGCUGAGUGAGGGGCCUCCGGGACCUGUGGCCAACAAGGCCACCAAGAUACUGCGCCAAUUUGAGGCUCUGAUGGUUGGAUCGCCACACACUCCCAGGCAGGACACAGUGAACAGCAGCCAUCAUGCAUUGACUAAUCAGCUUCCCACAUCUACAUUCUCAGACCCUUUACUACCAAACCACUCUCCUGAUGGCUCCAGUCUCAACCAUUAUCAGCAUGAUAUCUCACACACAAGUGCCACCCCACCACAAAAUCACCCAUCAUCCCCUUCUAGCCUGGCCUGCUCGGGGGAGCCGAGGAAUGAUGAGGAUGAGGAGAAAUGUUCUCCCCUUCAGCAAGAGUUAGCACAAAAUCCAGUAGAGCCGGUCAGGACUGCUGAGGUUGAACUGGUUGCUGAAGAAUCAAAGCUGAACACAGACAGGUGCUCUUCCCCUCCCGCUGAGCCCCAGUGUGAGCAGCCCUGUUUGAGCAGACCGUCCCUCUUCAGCGGUAUGGAGCUGGUGACCAGGGGGAGGCCCCGUUGUCAAAGAGAGUCGGACACAAGAGGAAAUCCAGUCAUGCAUAACAGUAUCAGCGUCAGUGAAACCAGUGAUGACACUCCUGCAAUCUGCAGUCCAGCUGUGUCCGAUAACAGCCAACCAAUAUCAGCCUUUACAUUUCUUAACUUUUGACCAACAUUUUACAGCUGGAACUGUUAAGUGAACUAAUGAUGUCAUCCUGUAUAUCCCUUCAGAAAUCAAUUUAAUUUUAUAAACUAAGAUCAAAUCAGUGAGGUUAUAACUAUGUAUAGAUGAAUGGUUCACAUCAUGUUAGGGUUUUCUGUUCUUAUCUGUAUGAUGCCUCCGUAGAAGUUGUAUUUAAUGAGCAGACUGGGUCAGGAGACAGAAAUUUAGGACACAACCAGGGUAUGAAUAAGUGAAAUCCACAGUUUGUCUGAGAAACCCUGCCAUUGUCACAAGUGAGGCCUGAUCUUUAAGCCAUGUUGAUGUGUGCUGCUGUUGGCUGAGGUCUAAUCUCUCAAAAGUAUUUUACCAAGAAUGGCUGUCUUGAAUUACAUGUUAUUAUUGACAGUUGCUUUAUCUCAGGAUUCUGUUUAGCUAACUGAAACAACUCUUAAGCCUCUGCAGCACACCCUAAAACCUCGGAGGGGUAAAAUCCCUCAAUUUGCAAUUUGCACUACACUUGCUUUUCUUAUUGCCUCAUAAACCUACACGAGAGUUGUCUUCCAUAUUCUUUGGUACUGAGCUAUUAUGUUAUCUGAGUGUCAUUUUACAAAAUAUUUAUUAUGUCCAUCCUGUAUUGAUUAAGACAUACUUUGAGAGUGGUUUUAGAGUGCAUGUCUAUAAUUAAAACCUGUUUGGAGAUCUAAUGGAAGAAUUCAUCAUUGAGAUAUUCUGUGUGUGUAAUCAGUUAUGUGUGAUAAAACAUCUGCAACAGCAUAAUGCAAAAUAUCUACAAUUUAAUGAAUGGUUGCACAUAUAACAAAAAAAAGAUUACCUUCACUGUCUCACCAUUGUUAUUGUGAUUACAUUUUGUACUGUGGUGUUGAGGACUGUGGAAUGCAGUACAAACUACUUGCCAAGAUGGUAUUCCAACCUAGUGAUGCGUACAAUGAACGCGGCUGAUGUAUUUUGUUUCAGUGAACAUGUGCUACGCUGUUGCACACGCUGAAGGACAAUAAAACAUGCUGUCUUUUUGCUACAGCACUAAUCACUGCA